Messenger RNA from Marmota flaviventris (yellow-bellied marmot), 792 nucleotides. The record is from RefSeq and is a predicted model, not a curated record. Lineage: Eukaryota; Metazoa; Chordata; Mammalia; Rodentia; Sciuridae.
AUGCCGGACCCACCAGAUUGUCAGAAGCAGCUGAAGAAGAAACAGAAAAACCGGGUGGCCGCCCAGCGCAGCCGGCAGAAGCACACAGACAAGGCAGAUGCCCUGCACCAGCAGUACGAGACCCUGGAGAAACACAACCACACCCUGCGGAAGGAGAUCCAGGCCCUGCAGGCUGAGUUAGGGUGGUGGACUCGCACUCUGCAGCUGCAUGAGUGUGUGUGCCGCCUGGACUGCGCCUCCCGCUCAGCGCCGGAGCCUGCUGGCUGCUGGGCUUGGCCCCAGCAGCCCCUGGGACAAACCCCUGCCCGUGGGCAACAUGGCUGCCUGAAGCAGAAGGGCCUGAUGCAGACUCCAGUCUCCUCUUCCCCAGCUCAGCAACUUUCUCCAGGUCCACACUCUCAGGAUUCCUCUGGCCUUCUCCCACCCCUUCUGCCUUUGCUGUCCCUUGGCCCAGCCAUGGGGACUGCACCUCCUGCCCAACUGUCCCUCAGGCCUGACCUGUCUGCCUCACCCACUGGCUCUGGCCCGUUGGAGACUUCCUCCAAGCUCGGUGCCCUCCUGCCCAGCCCUCCAGCCCAGCCUGCCCCUCCACAGCCCCUGGGGCCGGAGCACCCCAUCAGGGGAGGACUGGGGUCCUCUCCCCACAACCCUUCAGCUGCUCCAGGGCCUGCGUGUCUGCAGAGGAGGGAGCCUGUUCUCUCAGCCCCAGACUGGCAAGGGCCUGCAGUGGAGCCCGGCCCUCAGCCCCUCCUGGCCUUCCCCCUCCUCUCCUCUGCCCAAGUCCACUUCUAA